AUGAAUCAGUUGACAGUCAAUCAAUUAACAGUUCUCCUCUGGAAAAAUUUUACAUUAAAGAAGAGGCAGACCAUUAGUACAAUAACAGAAGUCUUGGCAGCAUUGUUGUUUGUAAUAAUGUUGUUGAUAUUCCGUGCACUUACUGAUAUGAAUGUUGCUGGACCGUAUCAUUUCACUCCUCAACGCAUUGCUACCAUGCCUUCUUUCAUCAAAGAUGCUCAGGAAUGGGAAUUGAUUUACAUACCUUCUGAUAUUGAUGUGGUAACAGAAAUCAUUGAGGAUGUAAAGAGGAAUCUCAACACCACUAUAAAAGUUCGGGGUUUUCCUACAGAAGCUGAAUUUGAGGAGUACAUUCUGUUUGAUUAUAUGUCUCAGAGAGUACUGGCUGCUGUUGUUUUUGACUGUGGCUUCAAAAACAAAAAUGAUCCUCUGCCACUUCAGGUAAAAUAUCACUUGCGUUUUGUUGGUGCACAGAGGACCAUCUGGUGGCCAGACAAGAUAGGCUGGAACACAAGACUUCUCUUUCCUAAUCAUCCUUCUAUACAACCCAGGAAUCCAAAUUUUCUUGAUGGAGGAAGUCCUGGGUAUAUCAAAGAAGGAUUCCUGGCAGUGCAGCAUGCCUUGGACAAGAGCAUCAUGCUGUAUCAUGAAAGCAGUGCUGGGAAAAAGCUGUUUGAUGAAAUUGAAACUCUGAUACAGAGGUUUCCAUACCCAAGUCAUCCUCAGGAUAAACUACUUUGGAUCUCCAGUCCUUUCAUCCCGUUAAUGUUCAUACUCAUGUUCUCUUCCAUUGUCCUUUCCAUCAUGCGAUCCAUUGUGUUUGAAAAGGAAAAACGAUUAAAGGAGUACCAACUCAUAAUGGGGCUUACAAAUUGGAUCAUCUGGAUUGGCUAUUUCUUCACGUUCUUCCCUUUAUAUGUCAUCAUUAUUCUUUUAAUAUGUAUAUUACUCUUUAUUGUAGAGGAGCCAAUCUUGCGCUACAGUGACUGUAGCUUCAUCUUUGUAUUUCUUACAUGUUAUGCCAUCGCAUCCAUAUGCUUUGCCUUUAUGGUUAGCACGUUCUUCAGUAAAACUCGUUUGGCUGCUUCUGCUGGAAACCUCCUAUUUUUUGCCAGUUUCUUUCCCUAUAACUUCAUCUCUGAAUACUAUGGAAUGUUGGACCUUACUACCAAGAUAGCUGCCUGUCUGAGUGCAAAUGUUGCUUUGGCACUGGGGAUUAAUAUUUUAAUCAAGUUGGAAAUACAAGAGAUUGGUGUUAAAUGGCACAACCUUUGGACACCAGCCAAUCUUGAGGAUAACCUCAACUUUGGCUAUAUGCUUGGAAUGCUUUUGUUUGAUGCUUUCUUAUACAGCCUGGUUACCUGGUAUGUAGAAGCUGUCUUUCCAGGACAGUGUGGUGUGGCUCAACCAUGGUACUUUUUCCUUAUGCGCUCAUAUUGGUUUGGCAAAUCAAAAAUUAGAAAGACUACAGAUGAGACAAAGUGCUUCCCCGUAGUGCAUAACUGUUAUGAGGCUGAACCUACCAACAUGGAGGCAGGAAUCCAGAUCAAGCAUUUGCACAAGGAAUUUAAAAAUAAGCCUGCAGUAAGCAACUUGUCACUGAACAUAUAUGAGGGACAGGUCACUGUUCUUCUGGGACACAAUGGAGCAGGAAAGACCACAACCUUGUCUGUUCUCACAGGUGUGUAUUCAUCUGCAUCCAAGAUAAAGGCCUAUAUUAAUGGAUAUAAUAUUUCAGAUAACAUGAUUGAAAUUAGAAAAAACUUGGGCUUUUGCCCUCAACACGACCUAUUGUUUGAUGAUUUGACACUAUCAGAACACCUUUUUUUCUACUGUAUGGUAAAAGGAAUACCUCAAAACAUACACUGUAUGGAAGUUGACCGUAUGCUGUCUGCUUUUAACCUGCAAGAAAAUUACCAUACAUUAUCAGGCUUAGUGAGUGGAGGAGUGAGGCGCAAACUCUCCAUCAUUUUAGCACUUAUGGGAGGCUCCAAGGUAGUGAUACUUGAUGAACCAUCAUCUGGCAUGGACCCAGUGUCAAGAAGGGCCACCUGGGAUAUCCUUCAGUAUUAUAAGCAGAAUCGGACCAUUUUACUAACCACACACUACAUGGAUGAAGUUGACGUCCUGGGUGACCGCAUUGCCAUCAUGGUCAGGGGGACCUUGCACUGCUGUGGCUCUUCAGUAUUCCUGAAACAAAUAUAUGGUGCUGGAUAUCAUAUAGUCUUGGAGAAGGAACCACACUGUGACGUUGAAAGUAUCGUUGCAAUGGUUCAGCAGCAUAUUCCAGAUGCUAAGUUGGAAAAUGAUAUAGGAAAUGAAUUAUCAUUUAUCUUACCCAAAAAGUAUGUAUCAAGAUUUGAAACUUUGUUUACAGAGUUGGAAAUGAGACAGAAAACACUAGGCAUUGCCAACUUUGGAGCUUCAAUCACUACAAUGGAAGAGGUUUUCCUUAAGGUCAAUAAGCUGGCAGCUCCUCAAAGGACUAUUCAGACUGUCCAACCCUAUUACUUGACAUACAAAAAGAUGAGACAAGAUGACCAGCAGAAUGUGAAUAUGCUCAGAAAUUACAGCAAACCAAAUUUUCCCUAUUUGAGUGAAAUUGCUACUGUUAAAUUUAACACUGGGGUCCCACUUUACCGCCAACAAUUUUAUUCCAUGUUUAUAAAAAGAGCACUAUUCAUUAGCCGCAACUGGAAGUUGAUGUUUUUACAGAUAAUAGUAGUUUUGGUUGUCACUACAUAUCUCUUAUUAGCUCUGCAUUUAGAUGAUAAUGAUAUACCUGAAAGGGAACUGAAUUUGAGUCACUAUGGUAGAACCAUUGUACCUUACUCAGUUUCAGAGAAUUCUGAUUUGGCUCUGAAUCUCAUAAAAAACCUGAAGAUUUUUCUAAAGUCAAAGAAUCAAAGCUUAAGAAAAAUAAAAGGUGAUAUGAAUGAUUACAUAUUAGAAAAUAAAGAUUGUCGUACCUUCUGCAUUGUUGCACUUUCUAUUACAGUUGAGAAAAACAAAACAGUGCUCACUAUUUUCUUCAAUAAUGAAGCAUACCACUCACCUGCAAUAUCCCUGUCACUAUUAGACAGCAUUCUUUUUAUGAUACUUUCUGGCCCUAAUGCUUCCAUUACUGUCUUCAAUAAGCCUCAACCUCUCCCUCAUUAUGGUUCGAACACAGUGCCUGUAAAUGGAUUACAAAUUGUACAGUGUUUAGCUUUUGGCAUUUCUGUGGUGGUCGGGUCUUUUAGUAUCCAGACAGUGACUGAAAGAAUCAGUCAAGCCAAGCAUAUCCAGUUUCUGUCUGGGGUCUGUGUACAUACUUACUGGCUCUCUGCCUUGUUGUGUGACCUCAUCUUCUUCUUCAUCGCCUGCUGUGUAUUACUGGGCAUAUUCAAAUUCUGCCAGCUGGAGGCAUUUGUUGUGCAUUACAACUUCCUGGACACGAUUAUGAUUUUUAUGCUCUAUGGUUGGUGUGUUGUUCCUCUCACUUAUCUUGGAUGCUUUCUGUUCAAUAGUAGCACUGCUGCCUACAUCAAAACAACGCUGUUUAACUACUUUUCAACUAUGUUCAGUAUCAUCAUUUACACUAUCAUACAAUUUUAUGGUAAUGAAUUUCCUAGACUUGUCCACAUCCUCAUAAAGACAACUUUAAUGACACUGCCUAGUUACAAUCUAGCAAUGAGUAUCAGCAAGUAUUUUGAUGACUAUGAGGUGAAAAGACUAUGUGCUAGGGAAUUCAGAAGCAUUUAUGUGGAUUGCAGUGAACCAUACACUCAGAACAACGUGUAUGGUUUUGGAGAGCAUGGAAUUGGGAAGUUUCUGCUCACACUGGCUGCCAUGGGCUUGGUUUUUCUCCUCUUGCUUUUAUCCCUGGAGUCUCUUUCCUGUAGUCUGAAGAACUUUGUCUUUCGAAACAUUAUCUUUUAUCUCUACAAUAAGUUCAGAAAAGGCAGGCAUGCUGUAGUAACUCAGCAGAGAACCAAAGAAGAUGAGGAUGAAGACAUAAGAAAAGAAAAGAGAAAAGUCUUUACACUGCUGCUCAGGUUACAGAACACCCCAUUGGUCCUUAAUGAAGUUACAAAGAUUUAUUUUAAGUGUCCUGUUGUCAAGGCUGUGAAAAAUAUCUCCCUUGUAGUCAGGAAGUCGGAGUGCUUUGGAUUGCUUGGAUUAAAUGGAGCUGGAAAAACUACUACAUUCAAAAUGCUGACUGGAGAACAGACUAUCACCUCCGGAAUUGCAUUUAUUGAUGGCCAUAGUGUCAUUAAAAGCUCAAGAAAGAUUAGGUCAAGAAUUGGUUACUGUCCUCAGUCUGAAUCUGUGAUGAACCACAUGACAGGCCGGGAAUCGUUGGUCAUGUACGCUAGGUUGUGGGGAGUCCCAGAGCAAGACAUUAAUGAGUAUGUGGAAGCCUUUCUGCAUUCAGUGCACUUGGAACCAAUUGCUGACCAGUUUAUCCACACAUACAGUGCUGGAAGCAAACGUAGGCUAAGCACUGCUAUUGCCCUAAUGGGAAAGUCUUCAAUUGUCUUCCUGGAUGAACCAUCUACUGGCAUGGACCCAGUAGCUCAGCAUCUGCUCUGGGACACAGUUGCAUGUGUCUGUAAGACUGGUAAAGCUAUCGUCAUAACUUCCCACAGAAUGGAAGAAUGUGAGGCCAUCUGUUCUAGGCUGGCCAUCAUGGUGAAAGGGAGGUUUACAUGCCUAGGCACACCCCAGCAUGUCAGAAAGAGGUUUGGUCAUGUAUACACUCUAACAGUAAAGAUCAAUAUUGCUAAGGACGAAGAUAAAGUACAAGAGUUCAAACGUUUCAUUAAAGCAACUUUUCCAGGUAACAUCAAAUACCAGGAAUUUCAUGGGACUAUUGGCUACUAUAUUCCAAGCAAGGAAAUCUGCUGGGGAAAGGUAUUUGAAAUUUUGGAGGAAGCUAAAGUGCUGUUCAAGUUAGAAGACUAUUCUGUCAAACAAGUAACCCUGGAACAUAUCUUUCUGACCUUUGCCAAUACUGAUAAAUAUCAGGAAAUAAAGCUGCAGUAA
Messenger RNA from Grammomys surdaster, 5028 nucleotides. RefSeq names its product ATP-binding cassette sub-family A member 3-like. The record is from RefSeq and is a predicted model, not a curated record. Gene Ontology annotation, molecular function: ATP hydrolysis activity; lipid carrier activity; ABC-type transporter activity. Gene Ontology annotation, cellular component: intracellular membrane-bounded organelle; membrane. Gene Ontology annotation, biological process: lipid transport; transmembrane transport. Bases 1 to 5028 code for a protein of 1675 amino acids. The transcript is spliced from 30 exons. NCBI's taxonomy places the organism in Eukaryota, Metazoa, Chordata, Mammalia, Rodentia, Muridae.